Anolis carolinensis (green anole) is the source of this 656-nucleotide messenger RNA. RefSeq names its product small serum protein 5-like. The transcript has 4 exons. Lineage: Eukaryota; Metazoa; Chordata; Lepidosauria; Squamata; Anolidae. Bases 156 to 488 code for a protein of 110 amino acids. The record is from RefSeq and is a predicted model, not a curated record.
UAUUUCCUACUGAUUUAUCCCUUUCUCCUGUUGGUAUAUAUUUGGGGAAGAUGACCCAUCAGACACAAAAGCAACAACCUCGUACUCACUCGGGAUCAGAGGCGUUUGGGUUUCACCAACAACAGCUUGCAAGACGUUCAUAGAGGGAAGCCAAAAUGAAAUUUCUCCUGAGCCUGGCUGCCAUAUGCAUGACCCUUGGAUUGUGUUGGGGGUUCUGUGCCUAUAUACCAUCUAAAGGGAAACAGGUUGAUGGCAGGUGGGUACCUUCAGAUGAAUGUCUUGACAUGUAUGAUGGGGUGAGUCAUCCUAUCGGGUCUACCUGGAAUUCAUCUCAUUGCAUGAGAUGCUCCUGUUUGGAUAUUGGAAUGCGAUGCUGUUCCAGGUAUGGUCCUAGCUACAGAGAAGGGUGCAAAGCAAUCAUGGAUUGGGAAGCCUGCGAAUAUAAGUUCUACAAACUGGAGGACAUCAGCCAGCCAUGUUCCCCUUAACAACGUCCUUACCUUCCUUUCACUUUUUGGUGUAUUUCAGAAUCAUCAAACCAACCUUUUUCAUGGGGGAGAUGGAUCAUUGGUUUUUGCUGCCCUUGGAACCUUUUAAAUCAAUUGCAAAGCCUCUCUGUAUUCUUCAGCAGCAAUAAAAUACAACUUCCAACCCUC